UUUUAUAAUUUUUAAAACAACGCAUACAACAUAAAUUUUAAAGAUAUUUCUACGAUAUAUUAUUGACAUGUGAUACAAUAUUAUCAUUUGUUAUGGAUACUUUGGCAUGGAUGGAUGUUGCAUUACAAAAAGCUGAAGAAUCUUUAAAAGCUGGCGAAGUCCCUGUUGGCUGUUUAUUUAUAUAUAAUAAUGAGAUAAUUGCAACUGGUAAUAACACAGUGAAUGAAACAUGUAAUGCAACUCGCCAUGCAGAGAUAAAUUGUAUUGAUCAAGUUUUAAAAUUUUGUAAAGAGAAACACAUGGAAUACAAAACGGUCUUUCGUAAUCUAGAUGUAAUUGUCACAGUAGAGCCGUGCAUAAUGUGUAUGUCGGCACUAUUACAACUACAAGUACACAGUAUUGUAUAUGGUUGUGCGAAUGAUCGAUUUGGCGGUUGCGUCAGUGUUCUCGAGGUACCGAAAAUUUACGAUAAAAAAAUAAUGAUACAAGGAAAUGUUAAGGGUGAAGAGGCUAUGAGAUUGCUUAAAGACUUUUACAAGGGAGUGAAUCCAAACGCGCCCGAAUCAAAAGUCAAAAGAAAGAAAGAAACUUUGUUAACAGAGAACAAAUAAUCUUUCCACAUUUAAUGUCUUUUGUUUCUAAAUUUUUGUCGAAACAUUUUUUUACUGAUAUGAUUUAGUAUAUUACAUGAAUAUAAAAUAUAUUUUCAUUUUUAAAUAAUUAUAUGAUACACUGCUAUAGCAUAAAAUAACUUAGUUUUUUUAGUCUUUUUAUACUACUCCACAUAUGUAUAUUUGAUGUACAGUAUAAUAGAAAUGAUAGUAAGAAAUUCAAUAUUUCGCGCAUUUUUUAUGUAUUUAAAUAGUUUUUCAUUUAAUGCUCUCAUUCAUAGAGAAUACUAUAUAUAUAUACAGUUUUAUAUAUCUGCAAUAAAUAUUCAUGUAUAUUACUUACAAAAUAAGCUUCUAACUUUAUCAUAUGAUUGUCAACUACACCACAUCAUAUCCAAUUCGCACUUUCCUUGAUACCAUCUAAUGAGUAAUUGAUUUCUCAAUGUAUAAUUUUUUAGCGCUAUGUCUUUUGUCUGCAAAAAGAUACAUUCUUUGUUAGAAGUAAAGUUAUUUAAACAAAAGCAAUCUUCUGUGACUUACAAUUGGAGGUGGGAAGAUUCUUUGAAAAUCCAUCUGAUUCUGGUGUUCAAGAUAACUCUGCGACAGAAUAAGCUUUGUUUCCAAAGUAUAGCAUGGUCUACACAACUGGCAUUCUAUAUGAAAGCAAUCCUCGCAUUUCUUGCAGAGCUCUGGCAUACAAUUUCAAGAACUCGACUAAACGAAACUCUCCUGUAUGGACUUUUAAGUGCAUGUAAAUCUCUACCUGUGUGCUUUACUCACCUAGUCUUCAAGGAUUCUCUUCUGAUUCUCUUGCCAAUACCAAUCAAUGCAAACGUAUUGAAUAUGACUUGUUCGUACAACAAUUGAUUUGGUGGAUAAUGCGCAGAAGACAGAUUCGGGGACAUGUUUGCUUCCAUCAUGUAGACAUUCAAGUCUUCAUCAAGAGCUAAAUCGAAUCUCACGAGCUCGAAGAAGUUUCUGCCGUUGCCGAAGCGUUUGGAAACUUCUCUGAUUUGCGUCUCCUUCAUCAAGACGACUUCUCGGAUGGCAUCGUACACUCGCUCCCACAUCUCAUACGGAUUCUUUCCGUGCUCUUUGACAUACGCGUCGAACGAAUCUUUCAUCGAGAACCCAAGUUCAGUGUAGUAUUUCUUCAAGGACGGUACAUUCCAAAUCGGUAGAUAAUCAUCACCGACCACGUACUUGUCUAGGACUUCUGGAUCGAAAGGAUAAUAUUUCACCGGACAGAAACGGAAGAGUACGUCGCCUUUGUAGGCAUAUAGCCGCAACGGAUCUACGGACGUGAUGACAACGUACACGCCGAUGUCGAAUUUGUAGCCAUCGACGAGGAACGGCUGUUCGAUGAACUCUUGAACGAAGGUGCCAUCGGUGAAAUUAGUGUCAUCGUUGUCGCGAAUGCGGAUGCCUCGAUGAUCGUUCGAUUUCUGUACGAACUGCUUCGUGGGAUUUGACUUGACGUAGUCGAGGAAAGCUUGCCGAUCCUCGGGUAUCUUGAAUGCCGCAGGUAUAUAUCGUCCGCCACGUGACGUCGACAGAUCCACCUUGUUUGUAAUGUAGCCGCAACCGGGGAAAUGGUUGACCUUCUGAUGGUCCCGCAGUUUACCUAAACUCGUCGACAACACGCGAAAAGGAUAAUCGUGGGCCCACAAUAGAUCCCAAUCAGAUUUGUUAUCGCUUUCUUGGAAACCAAGUCGUUGGAGCACCGCAUAUACAUGUUUCAAAUAACCGGUGUCGUUGCUCUUGGUGUAGAUCCAGAAUUUAGGUCGAUCCUCUUUUAAGUUUAUUGUCACUGGUCUUUCAAAUAGACGUCCCGAGUACGUUUGAUAGGUAAAAAAUAUACCGUAAAGGAUCAAUGGGCCCACUACAGAAGAUAGAAUAAUCCUUAAAAUUACCUUCAUCUUCAAAUUCAUGAUUUGUUUUCUUAUAAUGCAUUGAGUUUCCUGUAACAGCGUUUUGUCGAUUAUUAUGAUUAAAUUUAUUAAAGAUGAAUAAAUAACAAAAAAUAGAAAA
This is a messenger RNA of Nylanderia fulva, 2642 nucleotides long. Its product is annotated as tRNA-specific adenosine-34 deaminase catalytic subunit ADAT2. Gene Ontology annotation, biological process: tRNA wobble adenosine to inosine editing. Gene Ontology annotation, molecular function: tRNA-specific adenosine-34 deaminase activity. NCBI's taxonomy places the organism in Eukaryota, Metazoa, Arthropoda, Insecta, Hymenoptera, Formicidae. The record is from RefSeq and is a predicted model, not a curated record. Gene Ontology annotation, cellular component: cytoplasm; nucleus.